This is a messenger RNA of Branchiostoma belcheri (Belcher's lancelet), 1026 nucleotides long. Its product is annotated as basic salivary proline-rich protein 1-like. The transcript has a single exon. NCBI's taxonomy places the organism in Eukaryota, Metazoa, Chordata, Leptocardii, Amphioxiformes, Branchiostomatidae. The record is from RefSeq and is a predicted model, not a curated record. Bases 1 to 1026 code for a protein of 341 amino acids.
AUGAUCGACGAAGUCAUCACACCGACACAUGUUGGGUACACGGGCGGACGGGGUGGGAGGCCUAGCGGGAACUCUGCGGGUAGGGGGAGUAACCGGCGACCUCAGCCCAUAGAUGAAGACAUGAUAGCGCCAAGUACCGCCAGGCCGACCGGAGGACGGGGAGGGCCGCCUGGCAGAACGGCGGACCCAGUACCUGCGGGUAGGGGGUCUAACCGGCGGCCUCAGCCCAUAGAUGAAGACAUGAUAGCGCCAAGUACCGUCAGGCCGACUGGUGGACGCGGUGGACCGCCUGGCAGAAUGGCAGACGCAGUCAUGGAAAAGGCAGACGAGGUUUUCGCUCCGAGUAGGUCGAGUGGAAGACGUAUACAGCCGCCGCCUAAGCCCAUGGUAGACGAAGUCAUAGAACCUACCAAUGUCAACUCUCCAAGACGACGAGGCAAGCCGCCGCCGACCAUGGUCGACGAAGAGAUCGUACCGAGUCACGUGAAUCCAACAGGAGGCGGACGCGGGAAACCAAAACAACAACAACCCGUGAAUGAAGAGAUUGUACCAACCCGCGUCAACCCAAGUAACCGUCGAGAAAAGGCUCCACAAAUGGUGGACGAAGUGGUUAUACCGACCAAUGUUGUACCGAGCGGACGCAGAGGACGGCCACCACCGCAGACCGUUAAUGAUCAUGAGUAUUCAAACAAUGUAGGCCCAAGUGGUCGUCACGGGAAACCCCCACAAACAACCGACGAAGAACCGACCGCAGGAAGACCAGGCCGGCAAAAACCGAACGAGGAUAAGAGACGUAAGCCAGCAGAAGUAAACGGAAGUAGUAACCACCCAAGAAUGCCGAAUGGCAACGGCACCACGACGACAACAUCAGAAACAAGGAGGGUGAUCCAACAAGCACAACCCUCCGUCCAGACGUACACGAAAACGAACGCGACACGUGACGUACCGGACUGCCACCACGAUCGAGAGCGAAGAGAGCGAAAGCGAGUACACGGAGGAAGAGGCGACACCUCCAGGCACACCUGA